GCACUGCUGUCAUAUCUCCCUGUCCUUAUGUGAUUCACUGACUGUGGGACCUUGACUGGAAAAGGACAACUUUCCAUGGAUUAACAUUUACCUCAAAAUCUAGCCUAAGAAGCCUGAUGGACAUAUCUAUUAGGACUGUUUACACCACAGCCAAACCACACGUUUGCCUGUGGUUAUGGCUUAGCCUUUUCCUGGUUAUAUUUCCAAACAACAGCAGAGGGUUGUCAGACUUGAAAAUAUGUGGAGACCCUGGGUGUGAAAUAUCGAUGUGUCGCGUUCUGGCAACAAAAAACUUUGAAGCUCCAGACUGCCGGUUUCUUAGCUUCAGAAAAGGAGACGUGAUAUUUGUUGAAUACAAACUUGCUGGAAAGAGGGAUGACCUCUGGGCAGGAAGUAAAGACAGGAUGUUUGGAUAUUUUCCAAAAGAUGCCGUCAAAGUUGAUGAGAUUCUUGUGUCAGAGGAAAGGCAAAUGACACUUCCCACAGAGAAGCAUGAUUUCUUCUGUAUGGAUGAAUAUGGCGAAGUCAUUGAAAUUGAUGACUCAGAGGAAUAUGAAGAACAGCACCCUGAAAACGAAGAAGAACUGCAUGGCACUUCAGAAGGCACUGAUAUCCAACCAUCUACUUCAAACAACAAGGACACAGACCAAAUUAUUCCAGAGGAUCUUUCUGAUAAAGUGCCACCAGAGGCUUCAGAACAAGGUGGGUCUUCCUGGAUGGGUUCUGCAGUAACUGGAUGGUUCGAUACAACUGACAAAAGCAAUGCAGACAGUGAUAACCAUGAUGACAACUUAUUUGGGAAUGAUGAAAAACAAGACACAUUCAGGAAACGUAAACUUGCAUUGGAUGACGAACAACUGGAGGAGAAACCGAGCAUGUUUGGGUGGAUUGGGGGAGAACUAACGAAUGUCCUUGGCUAUGGUGAAACGCAAGCUGAAGAGGAUGCAGCCAACACCCAGAAUGCAGAUGGAGAGAGACUGCCUGGAGAGGAAAAGCCUGCAGAAAAUCAGGAGGAACCGUCUGGACAGUAUAGCCCCUGGCUAAAUAUUGGAAUCAGGGAUGUGCUGAAAUUUGGUGGCGGGGAGAAAGAAGAGGUGGACAAACCCAUGGAGGAAAUAAAGGAAAUAGAGACAACAGAAACUACCACUGAUAGUGUAAUUCCAGAGGGAAAUGAAGGUUCACUGGAAAGCCCUCAAGCAUCCAUUGAAGUAAUGCAAAAAGAAGAUAUGAUGAAAGAAGAUGAUGGCUGGUAUGGUGGCAUGUAUAAUAGCUUUGCAGGAUAUUACACAGAGAAGACAAAAGUGGAGCACCCUGAAAAUGAUGUGCCUCUUUCAAAGACUGAGGACUCAGAAAACAUACCUGUUGAGAAGACAAUACGUGACAGAGAUGAGGGUGAGUCACUAAUCUCAAGUGAUGGCUUGUCAUCAGUAUUAGAAAAUGUGAGCUCACAGACAUUUUCUGACAUGGUUAAAGAUAAUGAUGAUAUCCAAAGUAGAGAACAAUCAAACCUAUCACCUCAAGGUGAGUACUUGGUAAAAGAUUAUCUUUCUUCUGAGGGAGAGAAAAUGUCUUUAGAUAUUGACAGGAACAGGAAACAUUCUAGUCUUAAAGGUGUCGAUGACACUGACGAUCAGGAAAUUCCAUCUGAAGAAAAAGAAGAGUCGGUUUUGCCGGUAGAAUCCCAAAUCGAUGACGGGAGGGAUGAGGAACCCCCAUCAGUGAGUGAAACUGAAUCUGAAGAGAAGACAGACCUUAGUGUGCCAUAUGACAAUAAGGAUGAUAUAUUUGAAGUUCCUUCAAGUGAAAAAGAACCUCACCUGUCAGGUAGAAAAUCAAACUAUGAUACGGCAGAUUCAACCGGACAACCUGAUGUGUCAGAUGGUUCACUGCAUGAUUUGGAGAUGUCAGAAAGCACCUCCGAAAAGGCCUCAGAUCCAGUGCAAAGUAAUUUUGUCACUAACAUUACAGAUACAAAGGAAAGAACAAACCUAUCACCUCCAGGUGAGGAGCACUUGGUAAAAGAUGAUCUUUCUUCUGAGGGAGAGAAAAUGUCUUUAGAUAUUGACAGGAACAGGAAACAUUCUAGUCUUAAAGGUGUCGAUGACACUGACGAUCAGGAAAUUCCAUCUGAAGAAAAAGAAGAGUCGUUUUUGCCAGUAGAAUCCCAAAUCGAUGACGGGAGGGAUGAGGAACCCCCAUCAGUGAGUGAAACAGAAUCUGAAGAGAAGUUAGACCUUAGUGUGCCAUACGACAACAAGGAUGAAAUACGGCAUGAUACAGAUGAUGAUACGGCAUAUUCAACCGGACAACCUGAUGUGUCAGAUGAUUCACUGCAUGAUUUGGAGAUGUCAGAGAGCACCUCUGAAAAGGCAUCCGAUCCAGUGCAAAGCAAUUUUGUCACUCACAUUACAGAUACAAAGGAAAUAACAUCAACUGAGUCUGGGUCUACAGAAAUUGAGAAAAGCACGCAGACACUGUCAGAUGAGUCUCUGAAAUUACUUGACAAGUUCUCUUUUAAAAUGGAUAGUACUUCUGAUACUGAAGUGGCCACAUCGGAUCAAGAAAGUGAACAUAACAUAGAACUGGAAAAGGCCUCUGUGAACACACAGGAAUACAGUAAUCAUAUCACAAGUGUGGUGGAAUCAAAUAUCGACAGUGACAAGGAAUUGAUUGCAAAUAAUCAGCGUCCAGAUAGUGACAAGCCAGAAGAAUCAACUAAUUUUAGUUUGCCAGAAGAAUCAACGGAAUUGCUAAGUCUUAUUCAGUCAAAAGAAAGUGAAGAGCCCCAACCAUUAGAUCAAGAUACUGAAAAACACCAAGGGCAAACUUCAUCAUCUGAUUUUCCUCCCAAGACUACAGAUAACAGUGAGCCAAAUCAAAAGACAGCAGAUGAUCAAUUCAAACAUGGUGAUGAGAUCUUGGGAGCUGGGUCAUCGAAAGUACAUAAUGAUGUAACAUCCAAUGAUCUUAUGACAAAUCAGACAAAAGCGAAACAUGAUUAUGAAGCACAAGAGAAAUUGGAAGUGCUAGAUGAAGCUGAUUUAUCAAUAAUGGACAAUAGAAAUGAUGCACAGCAGAAGGUACCUAAUGAAUCUAUGACAGAGCGGAUGCAUACUGAAUGGAGACUCUCAGAUACACUCUCAACACAGUCGUAUGAGGACAUGGCAAGUCAUAACUCUUCUGCUGUAGAAAGUCUGGCAAGAGUUGACCUGGAAUCCUCAGAGAGCAUUAUUGAUGUCCCUGAUGAGUCAGAGACUGCCAGCGACUCGUCACAGACAAACAAUAGAGAACCACUUGCUGAAACGCUCAAGGAAGAUGAAACAGAAUCUGAGACGAUUGAGGCUAGCGGUAAUUCUGACACACCAACACAAAGGCUUGAACAUCACAGUGAGAUAUAUAGGGAUCAUGAAACAGAGUUUCAGUCUGACUCUUCCGUGGAUAAUACCCCCUCUUCUAGAGAUAAAACAGUGAUCGAAGACACACAUAAAGUGCCAGACAUAGCUUCGGAUUCUUAUAUAUCUUUUAAAACUGAUGAGACUGCAACCAUUAGACCCUCACCACACUCCAGAACUAUGACAGAGGAACAAGAUGCAAUGGAAAGUGAGCCUGAGGUUACAAUAUCCAGCCAGAUGGAAGUUCAGGAAAAAGGCAUAAAAGACUCAGAGGCCGACUCAGACAGUACAACAGCAGUAAUGAAUGGGCAUUUAGACUCAGUGAAGCUUGGCGAGGACAACAAUGUCCACCCUCCCCAUGAACAAUCAAUUGAAUAUAUCCAAACAGAGCAUCUUAUCAAGGAAGAUGAGAAGAACACAGGGUGGUUUGGCAGUGUUUAUAAUGGUGUUGCAGGACUUUAUGGUGAGAAAACAAAACCAGACGACACAGGGGAUGUUGUGAGUCCAUCUGACACAGCAGAGACUCCUACACCAGAGGGGAUCCCUAAUGAAGAGGACACAGUGAGUACACAGGAAACUCAAUCGGUGUUCUCAAUUGAUGGCCUGUCAUCAGUAUUUGAGAGCCUCACAUCAAAGCCUCAGACAGACACAGCUGGUGAGCAGGGGAAUGACCAACAUAACGAAGAAUCAUCUCCGGAGAAAUCACUAACAGAUUUGGGAUGUCUUCAAGGGACUUGCACCAGUUCAACCCAAAACGAAAAGGUCGCUUCCAAAGAUGGUGAAAGUGCAGAUGAGCUACAAGACUCAGCCAAUUUGAAGGGUGAAGGAGAACAUGUACAAGAAGAUGUCAAACACACCGUUAUUCAAGAUGAAAGCGUCUCUGUGGAGGAUUCCGCUGUUCGUGAGGACACUGCAGUAUCUGACCAUACUCCAACUGUGCAGGACCAGUAUGAAUUUCUAAAUGGUGAGAGAACAAAGUCAGAUAGGCUCACAGAGGGAGUAUACAAGUCUGUUACCUCCACUGAUAUGGAUGCAGGGCAGACUGCAGUCCUUCUGAAAUGGUUUUUGAAUCAGGUUGUGUCAUCACUUCCUGAUGACCUUAGACCUGGCCCUGACCUGUAUGGGAUGCCAUGGGAGGCAGUCAUUUUCACUGCUCUACUGGGCCUGGGCAUCAUGCUUCUCUUCAGUUGUCGCUUGUACCUCUCUGUGAAAAGCAGACUCUAUGCACGCAGAGAGAGGAGAUUGGGUCAAAAAGUAGCAGAGAUGUUAGAAGAAAAAUGUAAAGUCCUUGAACAAUUGAGCGAGGCAAAAAAAAAGCAUGAGAAAAUGCAAGCCAUCCUACAAAACGGGGGACUAUUAGCUGACAUAGAAGAAAGUCAAAAACUUGAGAGUAUGUCUCGAGAGCUGCAAGAGUCAAACGCCCAGAUGAACAAGGACGUGGAAAGGCUAACUGAGAACCUGAACACACAAAGAUCAAAGCGAAUGCAGGAGGAGCAACAGCUUGGAGAUUUGCAGGCAACAUUGAAGAACUUACAAGGAGACGCCACAGAUUUUAAAUCCCAGAUUGAUCAGGCCAAGACGACGUUGAAAAUUCACAACAUGAACUCCGAAAGACUCGAGAAAAAACUCCAGGCAUCUAUAGAGGAGAAUGUGAUGCUCAAGGAGAGUAAAGAUCAGCUGUCCCAGGAAGCAGAGGGUUGGGGUGAGCGUCUGGCUGAACUGGAAGAGGAGAUGAAUAUGUGUGAGAGCUCCUAUCUCCGCAUGCAGGAGGACUGUGCCAAGAAAGACGACCGUAUCAAGUCACUUACAGAAGUUUUGCUGAAGAUGAAGGACUGGGACUCAGACCUGGAGGACGAGGCUAAUGGUGACAGCGGCCCCACAUCCAUGGGAAGAGAGAACGGUGAUGAAACGGAUCACCAUCGGCAGCAGAAAGUACAGAAGCUCAUCUAUGCUGCCAAGUUGAGUGCAGACCUGAGGUCUCUAGAGGAGGAUAAGAAUAGAGUGGUUGCCAAGCUCUCUGAUGAAAUUAAGGCCAAGGAAGAUCUCCACGAGGGCAUCGAGCAACUGGAGCGGCAGAAGGAGCAGCUGGUGGCAGAGAGCUCCACGUACACCCUCGAGUGUCAGAAACUCCAGCAGAAGCUCGCCAUCAUGACGGAGAUGUACCAUGAGAACGAGCUCAAGCUGCACAGGAUGCUGACUGUUGAGGAACGAGAACGUCUGCAGAAGGAGGAGAAGCUCAACAAAGCUGACAUGAAAAUCUGCUUUGCAGCUGAGGAGCUGAGCAACUACAGAGUUCGAGCUGAGGAGCUGGCGGAGGAACUGGAGAGGACGAACCAAGCCUACAAAAACCAGAUUGCAUCACAUGAAAAGAAGGCUCAUGAUAAUUGGCUGGCUGCUCGUGGUGCUGACCGAGACCUGGGAGACAUCAAGAGAGAAAACGCUCACCUUAGACAGAAGUUGACAGACUAUCAGUUUAAACUGGAGGUCCUGGAGAAGGACCCAUAUGCUCUGGAUGCUCCUGGUCGACCAUUAUUCAGAGGUGAGAGAUCACCAUACGGCCCCUCUCCUCUGGGUCGUCCUGCCUCCGAGACGAGAGCCUUCCUUUCACCUCCCACCCUGAUGGACGGGCCGCCGCGACUCUCGCCUCAGUUUCCCAUGGGCCCCGGCGGCAGAGCGUCCCGCAACCUGGUGGAGCCCCCUGGUGCUGGGGGGGACUUUGAGCGCGGUGGCGGCCCCCACUCAGACAGUGGCUCACUCUCCCCCUCCUGGGAGCGCAGGGGCCCCCCGGGCCCUCUUCCUCCACCAGGCCACCCAUAUCCAGAGUCUGGCCCCCCAUUCCGGAGACCCCCACCAGGGGCCUUCCCCAUGGGCCCUCUCCCUCCCAGGCCCCCCUUCUUUCCCGAGGGAGCUUCUCACAGCUUCGGUUCGGACGUCCAUCCCUCCGACAAGCCCGACUCAUCAUUUGUUGGGAAUGCCUCGGGUAUCAGUGAAGCUGAGGGCCGAGAUGCGAGUGUCAUGUCUGCCCCUGGAGAUAUGAGAAUGCCCCCUGAUGCCGAGAUGAGGAUGGGGCCGCCUGGAAUGGGCCCUCCACCUCCACACCUGGACCCCAGAGACCCCCACUUUCAGCGCAGGGGCCCGUACGGACACCCAGACUUCUUUCCCCCAAGAGGACCUGGCGGUUUACCCAUGGGAAUGCGAGGCCCACCUCCGGGCAUGUUCCCCAGAUACCCACUUCCGCCUCAUAUGGGCUACCCUCCGAUGAGACCCCCACUGGACAGCUUCCCUCCAGGCCCCCACGGCCCCCCACCCAGGCCCUCACCACCUGGCAGCGAGCAGCCCCCAGACCAGACUCCGUCCCCCCAGGAUGCCAUCUGAGCCACCCAGGGCAUACCCCCAUCCCCCACCCCAGGCCCCUGUGUCUGUGGCAGCCUCUUCUUCGCUUCUCCUCCCAGCCAACUGCAAUAUGAGUGGACUAUGAUGAGAACAAAUGGAUGCUCAGUGUUAGGGGUGUGUGUGCGGGGGUGAAUAUUUGUCAACGGAAAAGGAGAAGAGGAAGGUGUUUUAUUGAAAACUGGAGCCUCUCUCUCUCUCUCGCUCUCUCUCUCUCUCUCUCUCAAACCCCCUCCUUUCUACCCUCUUCCUGUGUCUCCUCUGCCCUGUGUUCCACUUCCUGUUGUUUAUCUGCUCAGGGGCUGCUUCCUGUAUAAGCCACGGUUGUCAUGUGAUCACAUUUUUUCUUUUCCUUUCUCCCCUGCCCACUGAAAAAAAGAAAACCUCUUAGUUGUUGACUGCCAAAGAAAAUAAUGACUUGCGGUAUGUCUUGUUCCUCGUAUAGUAGACAAACACACUCUAACUCCAUUUAAAAGUAAGUAUACCCUUUUGAUAAGAGCAUAAGGGUUUGUGAAUGGGAACUAAAAAAAGCUUGGGAAUGGAGAAUGAUGCCUGUGAGAGACUGCCUUUUGUGAGGAAAUCUGAUGCUGGACAACACAUUUUUUAGGUGCCCAGUUUUGUGUUUGUAGUGUCAAAUGCUUUAUAACUGAACCGUAUAGAAGAGAUGAGGUUCACGUAUUUUUGACAUGUAUAUACAGAAAUUGUAAUGAUAUUGUGAAUAAGAGAUUGUAAAUACACAAGACCUAAUCAUCAUCUUGUUUUAACACAGUAACAUUUAAGUCCUGAGGCCAUCUAGGAAUUUUGCGUAUUUAUAGUAACCUAAAUUAAAACAUUUUAUGCCUUAAAAAUGCAGAAUUGUGGCGAAAGGGUGGAUUUUAUCAGUUUGGGAUACAGUUGCCAGUAUAUAAGUAUUUGAGGUGUGCAGAUGGUAUUGUGACUGCAUUGCCUUUUGGGGUAUUGGCAUCGGCCGGGCUAAUAAAAGUUGACUUCAUUGUUAAA
Clupea harengus (Atlantic herring) is the source of this 7781-nucleotide messenger RNA. It is a transcript of the gene mia2, whose product is annotated as MIA SH3 domain ER export factor 2. Lineage: Eukaryota; Metazoa; Chordata; Actinopteri; Clupeiformes; Clupeidae. Gene Ontology annotation, cellular component: endoplasmic reticulum exit site; endoplasmic reticulum membrane. Gene Ontology annotation, molecular function: protein binding. The record is from RefSeq and is a predicted model, not a curated record. Gene Ontology annotation, biological process: vesicle cargo loading; protein secretion; endoplasmic reticulum to Golgi vesicle-mediated transport.